CACCACCACCACCACCACCACUGUUCCACUCCAAUCUCUCGCUCUAACAAAGGGAAGGGGGAGGCGGAGAAGUGUAUUUAAUUCUGAAUUUUCUGAUGGGGUCGACGGCGGGGAUGGUGCACGUGGCGGACGAGGAGGAGGCGGCGUGCAUGUACGCGAUGCAGCUGGUGAGCGCGUCGAUCCUGCCGAUGACGCUGAAGGCGGCGCUGGAGCUGGACCUGCUGGGGAUCGUGAGCAGGGCGGGGACGGAGCGGGCGAGGUUCGUGUCGGCGGCGGAGGUGGCGGCGCAGCUGCCGGGCUGCAAGAACCCGGGCGCGGCCGACAUGGUGGACCGGAUGCUGCGCCUGCUCGCCAGCUACAACGUCGUCGCCUGCGCCGUCCGCCCCGGCCCCGACGGCCGCCUCGACCGCCGCUACGGCCCCGGCCCCGUCUGCAAGUGGCUCACGCCCAACGACGACGGCGUCUCCAUGGCCCCCCUCGCCCUCAUGAACCAGGACAAGGUCCUCAUGGAGAGCUGGUACUACUUGAAGGAUGCGGUGUUGGAGGGGGGGAUCCCAUUCAACAAGGCCUACGGCAUGACGGCGUUCGAGUACCACGGCACGGACCCGCGGUUCAACAAGGUGUUCAAUGAGGGCAUGAAGAACCACUCCAUCAUAAUCACCAAGAAGCUUCUCGAGCUCUACAACGGGUUCGACGGCGUCAACACGCUCGUCGACGUUGGGGGCGGCAUCGGGGCCACGCUCUACAUGAUCACCUCCAAGUACCCCAACAUCAAGGGCAUCAACUAUGAUCUUCCCCACGUCAUCUCCGAAGCCCCUCCCUUCCCUGGAGUGGAGCAUGUUGGUGGAGACAUGUUUGCUAGUGUGCCUAGUGGUGAUGCCAUUUUGAUGAAGUGGAUUAUGCACGACUGGAGCGACGAGCACUGCGUGAAGAUACUGAAGAACUGCUGGAAGGCGCUGCCGGAGAACGGGAAGGUGAUCAUUGUGGAGUCCAUCCUCCCCGUGACCCCCGAGGCGACCCCGAGCGCGCAGGGCGUGUUCCACGUCGACAUGAUCAUGUUGGCGCACAACCCCGGUGGGAAGGAGCGGACCGAGAAGGAGUUCGAGGCGCUCUCCAAGGAGGCCGGCUUCGCGGGGUUCAAACCGCUUUACGUGUACGCGAAUUCAUGGGCUAUUGAAUUCACCAAGUAGAGAGAGGGAGAGAGAGAUAAGAGGGAAGAGGAGGAGGAGGAGAGGGAUGAGAUUUGAAUUGUGAGCUGAUCCUUGGUUCUAUGUGUUAUUAUUGCUUGGUUGUUGGUUUGUUAAGUGGUGGUGGUGUUCUAAUUGUGUUCCUAUACUAUGAUAAAAAUGUAUAAGAGUACUCCUAAAUGAUCUUUAUUUUAUAAAUACUGCCUUGUUUCCUUUUGUAGAA
Molecule: messenger RNA, 1410 nt
Organism: Ananas comosus (pineapple)
Lineage: Eukaryota; Viridiplantae; Streptophyta; Magnoliopsida; Poales; Bromeliaceae
Product: tricetin 3',4',5'-O-trimethyltransferase
Exons: 4
Coding region: 96-1190 (364 amino acids)
Biological process (GO): methylation
Molecular function (GO): O-methyltransferase activity; S-adenosylmethionine-dependent methyltransferase activity; protein dimerization activity
Source: RefSeq, a predicted model, not a curated record